GCCCGGUUUAAUCUUUGCAGUGACGCGGGUUCUACGCAUGUCCAAUUCGCGGAUCUUCAACUUAUUAAAUCCCGGAAGUGAUCGCUGUGUAUGGUGUUAAGAUCUGAGCUAAACCAGAGAAAGAAAAACCCUGACGACAGGCAGAAAUCAAAAACUUUGCUAGCUUAACAGCUAGCUAGCGGAGUCGUUUGUAAUUUAUUGGUAUUGUUAAUAUUAUUAUUGUGUUAAAAUGGAGCCUUUGCGAUGUUUUAGCGACUCCCAUCAUUUGGAGGAGUUUAAAGAUGACGGUUUGCAGACCGUUACUUCUGCAGAGCAGAAAAAAGUUGAACGCAGCAUUAAAGAGGUCCUCAGUGUUUACCAGCAAAUCCACAAUUCACCAGAGCCAACAUUACUACGAGAACAACACUACCAAUAUCUGAAGAAAGGUUUACGCCAUCUCUCAGACGCCUAUGAGUGUUUGGACGCCAGUCGGCCUUGGCUGUGUUACUGGAUCCUGCACAGUCUGGAGCUUCUGGAGGAACCCGUGCCUGCUUCUGUAGCAUCAGAUGUAUGCCAGUUCCUGGCGCGGUGCCAGAGCCCGACGGGCGGUUUCGCAGGAGGACCGGGGCAGCACGCUCACCUGGCACCCACCUACGCCGCCGUAAAUGCCCUCUGCAUCCUGGGCACGGAGGAGGCCUACGGCGUCAUAAACAGAGAGAAGCUCCUGGACUUCCUGUUCUCGGUGAAACAGCCAGAUGGCUCCUUUGUGAUGCAUGUGGGUGGGGAGGUGGAUGUCAGGAGUGCGUACUGUGCGGCGUCAGUGGCCUCUCUCACUAAUAUCAUGACUCCGAAACUGUUUGAGGGAACACACAACUGGAUCCUCAGCUGUCAGAAUUGGGAAGGUGGUUUAGGAGGGAUGCCCGGUCUGGAGGCUCACGGUGGCUACACCUUCUGUGGCAUGGCAGCUCUGGUCAUCCUGGGAAAGGAAAACAUGCUGGACCUCAAGGCCUUAUUACGCUGGGUCACCAGCAGGCAGAUGCGGUACGAGGGCGGCUUUCAGGGCCGCUGUAAUAAACUAGUGGACGGCUGUUACUCGUUCUGGCAGGCCGGCCUGCUCCCGCUGCUCCACAGAGCGCUCUUUAAGGACGGAGAUGAGACGCUGAGCGUCAGCAGUUGGAUGUUCGAGCAGCAAGCGCUACAGGAAUACAUCCUGCUCUGCUGCCAGAACCCUGGAGGAGGCCUGCUGGAUAAACCGGGCAAGUCCCGGGAUUUUUACCACACCUGCUACUGUCUGAGCGGUCUCUCUAUAGCACAGCACUUCGGGAACAAAGAUCUCCACCACGAGCUGGUCCUCGGCAGAGACGAGAACAGACUGGCACCGACUCACCCCGUGUACAACAUCUGCCCUGAGAAAGUGGCCCGAGCCAUCCGGUAUUUCCACACGCUGUCUGCACCAGCGCAGAGAGGAGGAGCUUCAGAGAGCGCACACGAUCAUCUGUAGGCUUUUGACAUUGUUGGUGUUGUUCUUCUUGUUGUUAUCUGGGCUGUAAACAGGAAGCUGGUGUGUAAAUCACUGUAAUUAAAAUCCAUGCUGGGGGGAAAAAAAUGCAGCAGUCUUACUAAAACCUAAAGCAAAGGUGUUUUUGGGUCUCUCUCCCUCAGUGCUGUGGUGAGGACCUGACAGCUUGAGGAUAGAAAAUGCACUCGGUGGCUUUUUUUAAAAACAUGUUUUAAGGUAAUGUUGCCUCUAUGGUGCUGUGGAAAUAAAAGCUUCAGCAGUUUCA
Molecule: messenger RNA, 1763 nt
Organism: Pangasianodon hypophthalmus (striped catfish)
Lineage: Eukaryota; Metazoa; Chordata; Actinopteri; Siluriformes; Pangasiidae
Gene: fntb
Product: farnesyltransferase, CAAX box, beta
Exons: 12
Coding region: 230-1480 (416 amino acids)
Biological process (GO): protein farnesylation
Cellular component (GO): protein farnesyltransferase complex
Molecular function (GO): protein farnesyltransferase activity
Source: RefSeq, a predicted model, not a curated record